Molecule: messenger RNA, 1601 nt
Organism: Halichondria panicea
Lineage: Eukaryota; Metazoa; Porifera; Demospongiae; Suberitida; Halichondriidae
Product: E3 ubiquitin-protein ligase TRIM71-like
Exons: 3
Coding region: 135-1496 (453 amino acids)
Biological process (GO): protein polyubiquitination; proteasome-mediated ubiquitin-dependent protein catabolic process; signal transduction
Molecular function (GO): protein binding; ubiquitin protein ligase activity
Source: RefSeq, a predicted model, not a curated record
CUUUGCAUUGCGAGUGUUUAUUUUGUAUGGAUAGAUUUGACUGUUGUACAGUAUUCACAUUCCCACAAAGAUACAAGUUUUGCAUUUGGGGGGAGGGGCUAGUCCCUGCAUUCUGAUACUAGACCACAAAUAAGAUGGCUGAGGUUGAGGCAGAGUCAGUACAAGACCAGGAGCUGUUCAUUAGCUAUGGCCGUGAGCCUGAACUGUUGGAGUUUGUGGCGAGACUCAAGCUAGACCUAGAGAGCAAUGGAUUCUCUGUCUGGUUGGACAUGAAGGAUAUCCAAUCUGGUAGCGAUUGGCAUGGGGCUAUUGGAAAGGGACUGCACAAGUGUCGUGGCAUCAUUCCAAUCAUCACCUCUAAGUACCUCACCUCUCGAUUUUGCAUCAACGAGCUGUACACAGCUGACGGAGACAAGAAACUCAUCUUUCCCAUCAUCUUUGAAGAUGUGGACUUCAACUCUAGUGACACGGCGAUGGGAGUCAAGUUUGUGAUAAGCAGCAUCAAUUGGGCAUGGCUGCGACCUGAGGAUGACUACGACACCAACCUCUACAAGUUUAUGGAGGGAUUAAGGACCAAAGGUAUAGGCAGUCCAAAGAGUGAGGGUGAAGAUGGUUCCUUGGCCUCACACAACAUUCCGCCAGCUCCCAUCAUUGGACCAGAGAAUACGUCAAAGCCUCUCUUUCGAAUCCCUGAUGUUGAGAUGGUACAGGGCAUCACCACUGGACCCGAUGGAGAGAUAAUCUGCUCAAUAGCGGCAAAACAUGCAAUUUUUGUGUUCAAUCCAGAUGGUGAGAAGAUCCUCUCAUUUGGAUCGUGUGGCAUUCAGCCAGAGGAACUGAUGAGCCCAAGUGGAGUGGCUGUCAAUGGCGAUGGACAUUUGCUUGUAGCCUGUCAGUACAGUAUCAAGAAGUUCACACUUAAGGGUGAGCUGGUACAAGAGUACGGUGGAGCCAUGACACCUGAUCCAGAUGAACGCAAACUACAGGCUCCCAGUGCACUAGUCAUCGCCCCGAAUGGAAAUGUCUACAUUUCAGAGAUACAGACCCACAAAGUCAAGAUUUUUGACUCUGACCUGAAUUUUAUCUCAUCGUUCACCAAUGCUUGCCCUGACCUUGGAUCCGGACAUCUCAACAUGCCGCAAGGACUUGCAGUGAACUCAGAGGGGGAGGUGUACGUGGCUGACCAACUCAACGGUGUGAUACAAGUGUUUUCAGGUGAUGGAGACUUUCUCUUUAAGUUUGGAAAGCCUGGUGCAACUGCUGGAAGUACGACGACCCCUUGUAGUAUUGCUAUUGAUGAAGGAGACAAUGUGUACGUUGGCAGUGGGAUGAGUAUCGUGUCCAUCUUCAAAAAGAAUGGUGGUUUUGUUCGAAAAUUUGGUGGUAAUGGUGCUGAGCUGGGCAAAUUCAAUUAUCCACGAGGACUGCAUGUGGACAAGCAAGGACUAGUGUACGUUGGAGAAUGGACAAACAAUAGAAUUCAGGUUUUCAAAUGAUAAACAUUUCAUGUAGAAGAAAAUUAGUUUUUUAUGCGGUGUCGCUGUAUUUUAUAAUUAUUGUACGUAUAUUGUUUAAAAAAAAUAUCAACAUCAGAUUAGAGA